Messenger RNA from Aegilops tauschii subsp. strangulata, 420 nucleotides. Lineage: Eukaryota; Viridiplantae; Streptophyta; Magnoliopsida; Poales; Poaceae. The record is from RefSeq and is a predicted model, not a curated record.
AUGUACCUCCUUGUGUACGUGGAUGAUAUUGUCCUGGUUAGCUCCUCUCCAACGGCUGCUGAUGCUCUUGUGACUGCGCUAGGUCGUGAUUUUGCAGUUCAGGAUUUGGGACAACUUCAUUUCUUCCUGGGUAUUGAAGUCGCUCAUCAGUCUCGUGGUAGUUUGGCUCUCACCCAAAAGAAGUACUCUCUUGAUCUCUUGCGUCGUGUUGGUAUGCUCAAGUGCAAGACAUCGCCUACGCACAUGUCCUCCGCUGACAAACUUUCAGCUGCUGAUGGUGCUCCUCUAUCUCUUCAGGAUGCUACUGAGUACAGGAGUAUCGUUGGUGGCUUGCAGUAUCUGACGAUCACGCGUCUUGAUCUCUCCUUUGUGGUUAACAGGGUGUGCCAGUAUCUUCAUGCACCUACUGAUGUGCACUAG